GCGGUAUUAGACUUAAAGCCAUUCACACAAAAUACCUCUGCGAAGACAGUUGUGUCAAGCGAAAUAAAGGACGAUGACAAAAUUAUUAUUUUUUGUUGGUUUGUGUAUGUGCUAUCAGGGGACGCUGCAACUAGUGCCCUUGCCGGACUUCAUCCAUCCAUGUGCAGAGCUAACAGACGAAUGCUUUACCAAAGCAACCAUAGAUGCAAUACCAGGUGUGGUCAAAGGUAUUCCAGAAGCGGGGAUUCCACCUUUGGAUCCCCUAUACUUGGAUAAGAAUAUUACCAUGGAUCUCCCAGGAAAUGUCAAGAUGACUUUUCACAAUGGAAAGCUGUCUGGAUUAAGUACUUGUCACCCAGAUAAAGUGUCAUCUCGGCGUGAAAAGAGAACAUUUGUCUUCGAUAUGCACUGUAACUUCACGAUCAGAGGACAAUACAGCAUUGCUGGAAGAAUAUUACUUUUUAACCUUAACACCGACGGAGAUGCGAAAAUUAAAAUUUGGAAUCAGCGUGUGCGUUUGGAGGUUUACGAAAAGGUUGUCAAGGAGAAUGAUGGAGAAUGGCACUACAAAAUAAACUCAUACAAAUAUAAGGCUGAUUACGGAACGGAUUUAAAACUAAACCUUACUAAUUUAUUUAGAGGCAGCCCUGAAAUUAGUGCAAACAUUCUCGAAGUUCUAAAUUCGAAUUCCCAACUGGUGGCUCAAGAAUUUGGAGGCCCUAUUCUGGACUACGCCAUAGAUUAUGCAAUGAACGUGACACAACGCUUCUUUAGCACGUACACAUACAACCAAAUCAGCCACGUACCACUAUCAGAUGAUUUCUUCGAGAAGAGUUAAAUAUCAUUGAAAUAAUUUAGUAUUAAGGGUUUAAAAAUAAGGAAGAUUAUUCUUUAAUUUAAUAAAGUAUAUUAAUAAUUUAAAAUUUUGGUAGAUAAAGCGAAAAAAAUGCGUAAUGUGUCUAUCUAGCAAUGUUGUGUCAUCUUUAACUGGUAGGUAGGUGGUCAAAAGUCAACCCAGUUAUGUUAUAUAUUGCAAAAAAACGGGAAAACAAUAUAAAACAAAUAAUCGAUUUUGCAACGCAACAAUAAACUCGCGUUACGGUGUCCGUCACAUUAAAAAUUAUCUUUGAAUGUACAUUAUAUAAACUAUUUAUUAAAGUAGAAAAGUGACAAUAAUAAAAUGUCAACUUAUUUAUCUCAUACUUACAAGUAUCCAAAAUCAAAGAUUAGUUACAUAAGUAUACGAUUGUUAAACAAAUAAUUCGACGAAAAAACAUCUUUAACAAACACAUCAGUAUUAGUUUCACGACACCACAAUAACGUAAUGUUUGGUAUGGCCAUGACCAGAACUACAGAAAUGUUCCAGAAUAUACCUGAAUGACAUAACACAUUGCAUACUGUUUAUGUAUAACGCAAUAUCUGACGAAACUUUUUAGCAGGUCAAAGUGUAUACAUGUCUAUAACUGAAGUAUUAAAGUAUUUUGUUA
Molecule: messenger RNA, 1487 nt
Organism: Pieris brassicae (large cabbage white)
Lineage: Eukaryota; Metazoa; Arthropoda; Insecta; Lepidoptera; Pieridae
Product: protein takeout-like
Exons: 5
Coding region: 74-838 (254 amino acids)
Source: RefSeq, a predicted model, not a curated record